Onychostoma macrolepis is the source of this 1004-nucleotide messenger RNA. Its product is annotated as GTPase IMAP family member 9-like. Bases 7 to 951 code for a protein of 314 amino acids. NCBI's taxonomy places the organism in Eukaryota, Metazoa, Chordata, Actinopteri, Cypriniformes, Cyprinidae. The transcript has 2 exons. Gene Ontology annotation, molecular function: GTP binding. The record is from RefSeq and is a predicted model, not a curated record.
AACAAAAUGGCGUAUACAGUGUCAAAAAGACCGCGAAGUAUUACUGCUUUCAGUCUCUCAUCCAGACGGAUUGUUCUUCUGGGAAAAACUGGUGUUGGGAAAAGUGCAGCUGGAAACACAAUACUGGGCCAAAAAGAGUUCAGAUCUGAACUUAAUACAAUUUCAAUAACCAGUGAAUGUUCAAAUGCUCACGCCACUGUUUCAGGAAGAUCUGUGUCUGUAGUUGAUACUCCUGGAUUAUUUGACACACAGAUAAGUCAUGAAGAGAUAAUGACAAAGAUAGCCAGAAGUGUUUAUAUAUGCAGUCCUGGACCACACGCUUUUAUCAUUGUGUUUCCUGUGAAUAUGAGAUUCACUGAACAGGAGCAGGUGAUUCCUCAGAUGAUUAAGAAGAUGUUUGGUCAGGAGGUGUUAAAAUACUCCAUCAUUCUCUUCACUCAUGGAGAUCUGCUAGAUGGAAAGUCUGGAAAGGAGCUCAUUGAGGAGAAUGUAGCUUUAAUACAUCUAGUUGAUCAGUGUGGAAGCAGAUAUCACAUCUUCAACAAUAGAGAUUACAGAAACAUAGAGCAGGUGAAUGAUCUACUGGAGAAGAUUGACACAAUGAUAGAGCAGAAUGGAGGAGGACACUAUAGUAAUCAGAUGUACGAAGAAGCUCAGAGAUUCAGACGAGAGGAAGAAGAGCAGAGACAGAAAAAAGAAGAGGAGAGAAAACAACAAGAGGAGAAACAAAGACAAGAGGAGAUUGAGAGAGUGAAGAAAGAGACAGAGGAGAGAGUCAGAGCAGCGAUAGAAGCUCAAAUGAGGUCUAAAAUGGAAAGAAUUAAAGUGAUGAUGCAGAGAGAUGAAGAGAGAAAAUUACAAGAAGAGAAACAAAGAAAAGAGACUGAGAGAGAAGAACCAAAGGAAAGCGCCAAACCAGACAGUGAAAGUUCCCGAUGCACAAUACUUUAAAAUGUCACAAAUUUCAUAUUUCUUUGGGAAAAUAAAGAACAGAAUAUAAUACA